AUGGAAGUGGUUAAGGACAUCACGGAGACGGCGGCCGUGGACCUGGGGGACCUGCUGGACGCCGCGGAUGGCGCCGUGGUGACGCUGACGGCGGGCGACACGCGGCUGUUGGCGCACAGGGCCGUCCUGGCGGACAGGAGCCCUGUGUUCGCCGCCAUGUUCGCCCACGACACCCUCGAGGCCAGCAGCGGCGCGGUGAGCAUCCCGGACGUGGGGGGCCCGGUGCUGAGGCAGCUCGUCUCCUACCUGUACACCCUGCGGGCCCCCCAGCUGCCCGGCGCGGCCCCCCAGCUGCUGGCCGCAGCGGAUAAAUAUGGGGUGUCGCGGCUGAAGGCGGAGUGCGAGCGACAGGUGGCCGCUCAGCUGACUGUUGAGACCGCGGCGGCCGCAGCCGUCCUCGCAGUCCGCCACUCCUGCAGUGACCUCAGCCGAGCCGCCAUCGAAUUUAUUAAGGCACGUACCCACGAGGUGAUGGCCACUCAGGGGUGGGCAGAUGCGAUGCUUCAUCAACCGAAGGACUUGAUCGAAGUGAGCCGGUUGCUGUAUGAGCCACCACCACAAAGCAGGUAA
Molecule: messenger RNA, 570 nt
Organism: Schistocerca americana (American grasshopper)
Lineage: Eukaryota; Metazoa; Arthropoda; Insecta; Orthoptera; Acrididae
Product: protein roadkill-like
Exons: 1
Coding region: 1-570 (189 amino acids)
Biological process (GO): regulation of proteolysis; proteasome-mediated ubiquitin-dependent protein catabolic process
Cellular component (GO): cytoplasm
Molecular function (GO): ubiquitin protein ligase binding
Source: RefSeq, a predicted model, not a curated record